Messenger RNA from Cornus florida, 1118 nucleotides. Its product is annotated as probable ascorbate-specific transmembrane electron transporter 1. The record is from RefSeq and is a predicted model, not a curated record. NCBI's taxonomy places the organism in Eukaryota, Viridiplantae, Streptophyta, Magnoliopsida, Cornales, Cornaceae. Gene Ontology annotation, molecular function: oxidoreductase activity. The coding region runs from base 249 to 1025 and encodes 258 amino acids. The transcript has 4 exons.
UACAUUUUAUUCCUCAAAACAGGGACUAGACAUUUCCUCCAAUCUUCCUUCUAGAAGGCAAUGGCCACACAGACGAGAUGGAUGUGGGUGAGGACAAGCAACAAAAUGGGAAAACGCCACGUGGCCACAACCCAAUGAAGAUGGGAGAUCGUAAGUGAGUGACAACAUUCGAAUGAUUGAGAAUUCGCAAGAAAUAGAUAACACCCUUUUCACCGAUUUUCAUGUUUCUAGUUUAGUGAUCUACAAACAUGAAGCAGAAGCAGUCAGAUACACACAUACACACACACACACACACACACACACACACAUACACACAGAGAGAAAAGAUGGCUAUGGGGGUGAAGAAUGCACCAUUGACGCUUGUGGCGCACGUGCUGGGCUUGGCGGCCGCGGUUAUGGUGUUGGUUUGGUGCAUACACUUCAGGGGUGGCUUAGCCUGGGAAGCUUCAAAUAAAAGCCUCAUCUUCAAUCUUCAUCCUGUUGUGGUUUUGAUUGGCUUAAUUAUUAUUGGAGGUGAAGCUAUAAUGAGCUACAAAUCUCUUCCUUUGAAGAAGGAAGUGAAGAAACAAAUUCAUUUAGUUCUGCAUGCAAUCGCGCUAACACUUGGUAUUGUGGGCAUCUAUGCCGCGUUCAAGUUUCACAAUGACAGCGGUAUUGCCAAUCUAUACAGUUUACAUUCCUGGCUUGGGAUUGGGAUCAUCACUAUUUAUGCCAUUCAGUGGAUAUAUGGAUUCGUGACGUUCUUCUACCCCGGGGGAUCAGCUGCAAUAAGACGCGAAUCGCUUCCUUGGCAUGUGCUAAUCGGGCUGUUUGUGUAUGUGUUGGCCGUUGGCAAUGCUGCAUUGGGGUUUCUGGAGAAGCUUACGUUCCUUGAGAACUUUGGCCUCGCUAAAUAUAGCUCUGAAGCCUUCCUUGUCAACUUCACUGCAAUAGUUACAAUACUAUAUGGAGCCUCUGUGCUAUUGGCGGUUCGACCUCAGGCUCGGGUUGAAGAUGGCCAUAGCUAUUCACCUUUAUUAGAAUGAUCAAGCUCUUGUAUAUUCAGGGUGUGUGUUGAUGGUAUCAAUCGAUGAUGUGUGACACAAUGUCUAUGAAGAGGAUUAAUAAUAUUUGAUGUU